Molecule: messenger RNA, 1521 nt
Organism: Daphnia carinata
Lineage: Eukaryota; Metazoa; Arthropoda; Branchiopoda; Diplostraca; Daphniidae
Exons: 1
Coding region: 114-1193 (359 amino acids)
Biological process (GO): regulation of proteolysis; proteasome-mediated ubiquitin-dependent protein catabolic process
Cellular component (GO): cytoplasm; nucleus
Molecular function (GO): ubiquitin protein ligase binding
Source: RefSeq, a predicted model, not a curated record
AUUGAGCAACAACACACAAUUUUUCUUUUUAAAAAAAGAUUUAACGUUCUGGAACUUCACCGUUGUCAAGAAAGUGAGAGCAAUAGGCAGCAACAAAGUUAUUUUCGCUUACAAUGCCGAUCGCAAUCGCUAACGAAAAUAAAGGCAGUUUAAAAUGUGCAAAGUGGACAGUUGAUUUCGCCAACGUGGACGGAGUAGCGAAUGAAGAUUUCCAACUGUCCGGCUGCGAUGCCAAGUUCGAAACCCACUUCAACGUGUCGUGCACGUACGAAAAUCAGAUCCAAACAGAACUCGCAUACGGACAACCUUCCCAUUCCAGAUUUUUCAGGAAAUAUGACAUCGAAGUGUCUUUAACGCAGUUAAAAGAAGGUAAUGAUGCAACGCGUUCUAACGCAGACAGAAACCCUGUCUCAGAUUAUUAUCUUCAACCUUGCAACGUGUGGAUUAUCACCAACGAAAACGCAAAAAUCAAGUUGAAGAGAUCGUCUGACACGAGUGGCUGGAACGUCAAGUCUGAAAAAUUCCAGGUGAACAUCCCCAACACGCAAAGCAGGGCCAAUCCUAAGCUCACUUUAUUUACCGCUGAAAUCUGGAUCGAGUUUAAUCGUAUCGGUCAACGUGAAAUAAAAGCCCUGGCGCAUUUAGCGAACUACUUGUUUGUGUGUCAAAACCAAUGCGACGUCCAGUUUAUUUUCGAAAACGGCCAGCAAAUCGGCGGCCAUAUUCAAAUCUUAUCGGCCAGGAGCGCGGUAUUUGGCGCCAUGUUCAAUCACGAUAUGCAAGAGGCAAAGACGGGUAAAGUCACCAUCAAAGACAUCAAAUCAAACAUUUUCAAGGAGCUGCUUCAUUACGUCUACGUUGGCCGUACCGAGUCAGCGCUGACGGACGACACUGCCCAGCAACUGUUCUCGGCUGCGGACAAGUACGAUAUCUUAGAUUUACGCAACGAGUGCAUUGAAUAUCUCCUUUCACAUAUCGAGCUGAAUAACGCCAUAAACAUCAUGAUCUGGGCUGAUUUGCAUUCGAUGGAAAACGUCAAAAACGUCGCACUCGACAUUGUGGUUAGUAACGCCAAAACGAUUUGUCAAACGGAAGAAUGGGACCGGAUGGCAAAGAACUAUCCCGAACUCAAUCUGUUGGCAACUCGUCGCAUCAUUGAUAUAGCUCAAUUUCCUUCGAAUUUAAGAAAAUAAACUUUCCAUCAAAUGCAGUGGCCUAAUCAUUUACUGAACAUCAGACUGCAUCGCCGCACAAACAAAAUAUGAAUUAAUAAAUUUUUAAAGAGAAUAAGUAAAGCAAGUAUUAAGUAAGCUAACGGAUAUAGGGCUUCUUGCAUCCGCAGUCAAUCUGUCCUAUUGCUUAAAGGUACGCCCCUUUUUGCCCAGGAUAUAUGUGACGUCAAAUAAAGACUCGCAAAAUGCGGGCCCUUUGAUUUCCCCACCUUUUGAUGUAGAAAAACAACGAAAUGCAUUUCGCGGUUAUUGAAAAGUUGAAUACAUUUUAGUUCGAAAUAUUCCGUAU